Molecule: messenger RNA, 1053 nt
Organism: Trichomonas vaginalis G3
Lineage: Eukaryota; Parabasalia; Trichomonadida; Trichomonadidae
Product: arsonoacetate metabolic process
Exons: 1
Coding region: 1-1053 (350 amino acids)
Molecular function (GO): methyltransferase activity
Source: RefSeq, a predicted model, not a curated record
AUGCAUGAGCAAGUCUCCGAAUACUAUGGCAAGACAAUCAAGAAGACAGAGGACCUCAAGUAUGAAGCAUGCGUCGUUGGAGGCGAAGAAACAAAGCAUCAUAAACAAAUUUUAGCAAAAGUUUCACCGAAAGUCAUAGAAUCAUUUUACGGAUGUGGAUCGCCAAUUCCAGAUCCACUCGAAGGAACUAUAUCAGUUGAUCUUGGAAGUGGCACAGGUCGUGAUUGCUUCGUUAUUUCAGCACUUGCUGGAAAAACAGGCCAUGUAAUCGGCGUUGACAUGACACAAGAGCAAAUUGAUGUUGCUAACGAGGCAAUUGCAUAUCAUAAAGAACAUAUUCCUGAGGCAUCUCCAAUUGAAUUCAGAAAAGGAUUCAUUGAGGAUCUUCAUACUGCCAAUAUUCCAGAUAACUUUGCAGAUGUUGUUGUUUCUAACUGUGUAAUUAACCUUUCUCCACAGAAGAAAAACGUUUUCAAAGAAAUUUAUCGCGUUCUCAAAGAUGGUGGCGAAUUACACUUCUCUGACGUCUUCAGUGAUCGCUCACUUCCUAAAGCCGCUCGUGAAGACAAGGUUUUAGUUGGAGAAUGUAUCGGAAAUGCAAUGGAUAUCAAUACAUUCAUCGCUUACAUGCUCAGUGUUGGCUUCAAAAACUUCCGUGUUGUUACAUCUCGCGUUCUUAACUUACCACAAUUCCCUCCUGAGCUUAUUGAGCCAGGAACAGUUUUCUGGAGUAUCACAAUUUCGGCAUUCAAGGGAGUAAACCAGCCAGAGUGGAAGCAUGAUAUCGUCGUGUAUAAAGGUGGCAUUCCAGGCAGCCCAGAAGUAUAUAAACUCGAUUCUAAUCAUUCAUUCAAAGUUGGAGAAAAAGUUCCAGUAUACUCAAACAUUGCUGAGAUCUUAUCUACAAAGAGAUAUUCUCCAUUCUUCGAUAUCAAUAAAGAUGAAACUCGUGAAGCUCCAGAUCCAGUUCCAUCCUUCAUGGAAGUAGUCUUUGCUAGUGAAGCAUCAAAUGGAACAGGUUGCUGCUGCUGUGGCAGCGGAAACUGCUGCUAA